This is a messenger RNA of Juglans regia (Persian walnut), 897 nucleotides long. RefSeq lists its product as uncharacterized. The coding region runs from base 1 to 528 and encodes 175 amino acids. Gene Ontology annotation, biological process: cellular response to nitrogen starvation. Lineage: Eukaryota; Viridiplantae; Streptophyta; Magnoliopsida; Fagales; Juglandaceae. The transcript has 5 exons. The record is from RefSeq and is a predicted model, not a curated record.
AUGACCUCUGCACAGCAAUGGUUGAAAGCUCAACGUAUAAGCUACAAUAAUUACUGGUUCCUCUCCAUUGUUGAGUCAUUGUUCACCCUCCAUCGAACUAUUUUAUUAUUUUCAUCAAAUCAACCUCCCCCUCCAUCUUUCCCUCGUUCUUUUCUCUCUCUUCAACCCGCUAGCUUCCUCGCGUUCUGUUGCCUCGCUCUUCUUCAACCCUUGCUCCUCGUUCGUCCCUCUUCUCUCUGUCGGUCGUCUUCUUCGCCAUCUUCUUCCAGGACAAACGAGAAGGCUGAGAGAAGUGAUAUCCCCUACAUCGACAAGAAAAAAUACCUUGUCCCUGCUGACCUGACAGUGGGCCAAUUUGUAUAUAUAAUUCGGAAGAGAAUUAAACUGAGUGCAGAAAAGACAAUCUUUAUAUUUGUGGACAAUGUCCUUCCACCAACAGGAACUAUAAGGUCCACCAUUUAUGAUCAAAAGAAGGAUGAAGAUGGAUUUCUUUAUGUUACUUACAGUGGGGAAAACACAUUUGGGUAGAAUAAGAUUGUGAAGCCUGAUUUUCUCUUUCACGGUUUCACCGGUUUCCUGUUCAGAAUUUUCUGGCAUCACAAAACUGGCAUCGUGCCAAAUGGAUGUACUUUUUCUGUCUACCUGUACAGUUCUACUUUGUACAUAACAUAACAAUAAACUGUUUUUUGAGGUUCCUGGGGCGUAAGACAUCAUCACAAGGGUUCUUUAGCGCCCUUGGGCAAAAGUGAUCUUUGAUUCAGAGUUCUAGUGAUCUUGUUGUUUGAAUGUUUUCAUUAUAUUGGAGACGGUAGUAUCUUCUUGUUCAGAUGAAGGUCGCAUUGUGAUCGUGUUUUAUGAGAAAGGAUAGAUAAUAUUGAAACUUUUGCAUAUUAAGCA